GUGAAAGCACCUUUGCCUCCUUCCACCCAGGCUGGGCUGGGCACCUCUCCUCGUCCUCCCUGAACCCUGUGGUGGCAUCUAAGCCCAGCAUGGCCAGAUGUCCGUUCUUGUCCAUCAGGGCCGCUCUUCCCCGUCUUGGAUCCCCAGGGUCUAGCAUGCUGAAUGGCAGCACAACAGACCUGCAGAAGUUCACGCUGAAUAAGUACACCAGGCAUUAUGCGAGGGUGGAGUUCGUAUUUUCCACCUGACACACUUUUGAGGCGUGGACAGGAGGUCCCGGGGACACAGUCUGGGAGGCCACCGGAAAGCCCCCUUGUAGGGUUCCGGAGCAGAGUUAGGACUGAAGAGAGUCAUUACUGGUGGGUGGAAGCCUGAGCCGAGGAACGGAGCCCCGGGCAGCAGAGGCUUCCAGUAGCGGAGCCCUGGAGAACAAGUACCUCAGCGGCACUGGCUAGCAGUUGGGCACUUUUGGGAAUGGUCGCCGUUCUUGUGAGCUCACAGCCCGGCAGGGGGAAAACAGACCCUUUGAAGGAGAAGCAGCUGGAAGGAUUGAGUCAGAUUAUUGCCAGAGGGCUGAAUGACAUCCUCCGGGACUUCAGUAACAAUGAGGAGGACUUCUUAAUGGUCAUGGAGAUUGUGGUCAGAUUGUCAGAAGACGCAGAGCCCACGGUGCGGACCGACCUGGUGGAACAGAUUCCUCCCAUUGCCGUCUUUUUACAAGAAAACAGAUCGAAUUUUCCAGGGGUGCUCGCGGACUAUCUUACACCGAUCGUAGUGAGGUACCUCACGGAUCCGAACAACCAGGUUAGAAAGUCAAGUCAGGAAGUGCUCUUGAUUCUUCUGGAACAAGAUCUAAUUUCCCAGCACGAUAUUGAAAACAAAGUGUGUCCGAUCCUGCUGGCACUCUCUGCCCCAGACAGCGACGACGAAUAUAAAGCAGAAGCCGUGAACAUCAUCUGCAAGCUGGCUUCGGUGCUGAACAAGAGCACAGUUGAACGCCUGCUGCUCCCUCGAUUCUGUGAAUUGUGUGGGGACGGGAAGCUCUUUCAAGUUCGGAAGGUGUGUGCUACAAAUUUUGGUGAUAUUUGUCAUGCCGUUGGACAAGAAGCCACUGAGAAAUUUCUGAUCCCAAAGUUUUUGGAGCUCUGCUCAGAUAAUGUGUGGGGGAUGCGAAAAGCCUGUGCGGAGUGCUUCAUGGCUGUGUCCUACAGCGCGUCCCCGGAGGUCCGCAGAGCCCAGCUGUCACCCCUCUUCAUCAGACUCAUCAGCGACCCCUGCCGAUGGGUGCGCCAGGCGGCCUUCCAGUCCCUGGGCCCCUUCAUUUCCACCUUUGCGAACCCCCCCAGGGCUGGCCUUUAUAUUGGAGAAGACGGCCCCCUCAGCAUCCGACCACCGGCUCGGGGCCUGGACUCUGAUUUCACCCCGGGGUCGCCCGGCACAGGCAGUUGUGGAAGCACGUCCUCGGCCUGUUCCGCAAGGCCGGUGCGCACGGAGCCAGACCUGCCCACGGAAGGCACGUCCGCGGGAACCAGCAAUUUCCUGUGCCGUAGCUCCUCUCGUGGCAUGAUGGGAAACUCAGUGGAAGACUCUGCCUUGGCUGGAGCUGAGCUGACCGGGCUCUCCCCAGAGGCCAGUGCCACCCUCAAGCUCCCUGAGAGGAACGACCUCCCCGUCAACAGCCACCCUGGACCCGGCUCUUGGACCUGCCCAGAGAGUCCUGAGGACGUAUUCAAUAAUUUCCUCUAUUGGCGGACUCCUCUCCCUGACAUAAGCAAGGACCUGGAAGAGCUGCUUCUGAGUGAGGCUGGGCCACGCGAAAAAGGCUGCAGCAGACCCGAGGCUGUGCAAGACAGCUGCGUGGCCAGGAGCGAGAUUCAGAAAGUCCUUGAUAGUUUACAGGAGCAUGUGAUGGAUGAUCCAGAUGUUCAAGCUCAGGUUCAGGUAUUAUCAGCUGCACUGAGAGCCGCACAGCUUGACUCUGUGAAUGAGCCCGCGCACCAGCCGACAGAAGGUCUAAAUGAAGUGUCCGCUUCAGAUCCCAGCCCUGCCUCUGACAAUCAGAUGGCUCUGUCGGCUUCAUCAUCACAGAAGGAGCUCUCCGUGGCCAGGAUAUUACAAAGCACAGACCCUGGCGAACCCUGCGGUGGAGUCAGGGACCCUCUGGAGACCGAGCAGAGGCAUCUCCCCGCCCCACUCGAGGAGAAUAAAUCUAAAUUACAGGAUGUGAUACCUCAGCCCCUGCUAGAUCAGUACGUGUCGAUGACUGACCCAGCUCGAGCCCAGACUGUCGAUACCGACAUCGCCAAGCACUGCGCCUACAGCCUCCCGGGGGUGGCGCUUACCUUGGGCAGGCGAAACUGGCAUUGCCUCAAAGAUACGUACGAAACGCUGGCUUCUGACGUGCAGUGGAAGGUGCGUCGGACCCUGGCCUUCUCUAUUCACGAGCUGGCUGCGAUUCUUGGGGACCAGUUAACAGCAGCUGACCUGGUGCCCAUCUUCAACGGAUUUUUAAAGGACCUGGAUGAAGUACGAAUAGGAAUUCUCAAACACCUGUAUGACUUUCUAAAGUUGCUUCAUGAAGACAAGAGGAGAGAAUAUCUUUAUCAGCUUCAAGAAUUUGUAGUGACCGAUAACAGCAGGAAUUGGAGGUUUCGAUACGAACUAGCAGAACAGCUGAUACUCAUUUUGGAACUCUAUAAUCCCCAUGAUGUUUAUGAUUAUUUAAUGCAUAUUGCCUUGAAGUUGUGUGCAGAUAAAGUUUCUGAAGUUCGAUGGAUCUCCUUCAAGCUUGUUGUGGCCAUUCUGCAGAAGUUCUAUUCACACAGUGAAAGUGCGUUGGGGUUAGCUUUCGUCCAUGAGCUCAUCGUAAGGUUCCGGCACUGUGCUAAGUGGGUUGGAAGGCAAGCUUUCGCUUUCAUUUGUCAGGCGGUGGUGAGCGAGGAGUGUGUCCCCGCAGACCAGUUUGUCGAACACUUACUCCCCAGUCUUUUAAGCCUCGUGUCAGAUCCUGUGCCCAACGUGAGAGUUUUACUAGCCAGAGCUCUGCGGCAGACGCUGUUGGAAAAGGCGUAUUUGAGAAAUGCCGGUAACCCUCAUCUUGAAGUCAUUGAAGAGACCGUCCUGGCCCUGCAGUCUGACCCGGACCCAGACGUGUCCUUUUUUGCCACUCUCCAACCCGAGCGGCGGAGUACUGCAGACAGCCGUGUGCUAGAAGAGCGGAACUAACCCCUCUGUGGUCGCGCACGCUCUGGGCACUUCGCACGCGGCACGGACUGCUCACCCCAGUUUGUCGGGGGGUCUGAUUGUGUCACACCUUCCGGGGGAGGAAAGAUUCCUGAAACUUUGAGGGCGGGCACUCAGAUGGCCCCUUCCCCCCCUCCCACAGUCACAGGGACUUCACCUGGGCCAGGCGCCAUGCUUCUGCGCCCCUCCCUGCCUGAUCAGGAGGUCCGGGCCAAGGUGGUGGAACCAGGUGGCUGGCUGGGGGUGGGGCCUCCAGAACAUCAGACUGCCCUCUCUCCGGCAGACCAGAUUAUUUAAGCCCCCCCCGCCCGCCCCCCACACACAUCAAGUAGUUUAUUAGAAGCUUUUAAGUCUUUAAUAGACUUGCACAUUUGGCUUCUCUUAUGCUUUCCUAUAAAAUAUAGUUUAUGGUAUCACAUUUUAUUUUUAACUGAAAUAAUGUACAUAUGUAAAUAGCUCUUGACAGGAAGAGCUAAUAUAUUAAGGUAACAUUAGCCUCCUAUCAGUGAGCAGAACAAAUACAUCAUUUAAAUUUAUGCUGCACUUUGAGUUACUGCAAAUAUAGCCCAAUUUGUUUACUUUUGAAAAAUGUGAUAGUUAAGGAAAUCUACUAAAGAAUGAUUUAUGGAAGUCUUUCUAAUAUUGUACUUUUGUAUAAACUGUACUUGGAACUUUUCCUCAGGCACUUACCCCUCCCCUUCUCGUAGGAACUGUAUCCAUAAAGACACGUACUGGCCUUUGACAGAGCAUAAAGUAGAAAGAUUUUUCGUUCUUACAUGGAUUCAUUAUCAUACAUUUGAGAGAAGGAAAUUGAUCAUUGAGAUGCCAUGGAUAUCGACUUUGUAUCUAAUGCUCUAGGAUCUUAACAGAAAGUAACAGAAAAAUAGGACCCCGCAGAUCUGAUCAGUUCAUAUACUUGCCAGUCGUUUGGGGGGGUAGAUUAUGACACCCUUCAACUUGACCUGAGUACACAGAACUUACAUUGCACGCUUUUAAAAUUUAGAGUGAGAGAAAGAUGCUCUGGAAACUUAAACGAGUUUUCCAUUAAUCAUUUAAGAUUCUACAGACGUUUGCUUAAAUUCUGUAGACUGUGUAUGCUCGUGUUCUUUUUAUUUCUAUCUUUGUCUUCUCGAAAGUAGGCAUCAAAGGAAGGAAGGAGAGGCCCAUUUGGGGUUCAAGAGCUGGCUGCAAAGGUCAUGUUGCUGUGGCCAUUCUCCCCUUGGAUCUUUUUCUUGUCCGUCUUUUCUUUCUCCCUUUUUUUAAAAAAUAAAAUCUUUGCAGCUAUA
Molecule: messenger RNA, 4529 nt
Organism: Herpailurus yagouaroundi (jaguarundi)
Lineage: Eukaryota; Metazoa; Chordata; Mammalia; Carnivora; Felidae
Product: serine/threonine-protein phosphatase 4 regulatory subunit 1-like
Exons: 19
Coding region: 475-3225 (916 amino acids)
Biological process (GO): protein dephosphorylation
Cellular component (GO): cytoplasm
Molecular function (GO): protein phosphatase regulator activity
Source: RefSeq, a predicted model, not a curated record